This is a messenger RNA of Sinocyclocheilus rhinocerous, 2958 nucleotides long. Its product is annotated as beta-klotho-like. The coding region runs from base 1 to 2958 and encodes 985 amino acids. The transcript is spliced from 5 exons. Gene Ontology annotation, molecular function: hydrolase activity, hydrolyzing O-glycosyl compounds. Gene Ontology annotation, biological process: carbohydrate metabolic process. NCBI's taxonomy places the organism in Eukaryota, Metazoa, Chordata, Actinopteri, Cypriniformes, Cyprinidae. The record is from RefSeq and is a predicted model, not a curated record.
AUGUCUGAGAAAGUCCAGGGAAAAGCAUCUAAACUGUGGCUGCAGCAGCUGAAUGAGACGUUCCUGCAGACCGGUGUGUUUCCCAGCAGGUUUCUGUGGGGCGUUGGGACCGCGGCAUUCCCGACCGAAGGGUCCUGGGAUGCGGAUGGGAAAGGCGAGUCGGUUUGGGAUCGCUUUACUCGUCACUCGGAUCCAUCCAGCGAUAGCUACAUCCAAUGGGAGGAGGAUCUGGAGUCAGUUCAGUAUCUAGGUGUGAACUUCUACGCUUUUUCUUUAUCCUGGACACGGAUUUUUCCGGACGGAAACGCGAAGGCACAUCCCAACCCGGCCGGAGUGCAGCAUUACCGCCGCUUGAUCGGGAAGCUGAAGGAGCUUCAGGUGGAGCCGGUCGUGACUCUGUUUCACUGGGAUUUGCCGCAGGUCCUGCAGGAGCGCUUUGGAGGCUGGCUCAACCGAAGCACGGCAGAUGUUUUCGCAGAUUACGCCGCGUUUUGCUUCCGAACGUUCGGAGCUGAGGUCCGCUACUGGAUUACGAUGCAUAACCCGUUUCUCCUGGCCGUCCAGGGCUAUGGGACCGGCGCACACGCUCCCGGAGUGACCGGAGACCCCGCUGACCCCUUCAUCGCCGCACACAACCUCCUCAGGGCUCAUGCGAAAGCGUGGCAUGUUUACGACAAACACUUCAGACCCCAUCAGCACGGUAAAGUCUCCAUCACGCUCGGCUCUCAUUGGGUGGAGCCUCUUCACGCCCAGGCCACGCCCACCAAUCUGGAGCUCUGUCAGAAGGCCAUGGAGGCUGUGAUUGGCUGGUUCGCCGAGCCCAUAUAUGGAAGUGGAGACUACCCCGAGUCGCUGAAGGCCUCGCACCGCGGCGUAAUCCCAGAGUUCAGUGCGCAGGAGCGGCUCUGGAUGAAGGGCACCGCAGACUUCUUCUCUCUGGCCUUCGGGCGGGAGACCCAGAGGGUGGGCCAAGGAUUGGCCCGGUUCGGGCAGACAGUGAAGCUGGAUCUGAGGAGCGUUCUGGUCUGGGUCCAGCAGACGUACGGUGAUCCGCAGGUGCUGGUGGCAGAGAGCGGAUGGUUCUCUGACGCUUCUGUCGGAGUCGAGGACACUGUGGCCAUUUAUCUGAUGAAGAGGUUCAUCAUGCAAGUCAUGCAAGAUUACGCCGCGUUUUGCUUCCGAACGUUCGGAGCUGAGGUCCGCUACUGGAUUACGAUGCAUAACCCGUUUCUCCUGGCCGUCCAGGGCUAUGGGACCGGCGCACACGCUCCCGGAGUGACCGGAGACCCCGCUGACCCCUUCAUCGCCGCACACAACCUCCUCAGGGCUCAUGCGAAAGCGUGGCAUGUUUACGACAAACACUUCAGACCCCAUCAGCACGGUAAAGUCUCCAUCACGCUCGGCUCUCAUUGGGUGGAGCCUCUUCACGCCCAGGCCACGCCCACCAAUCUGGAGCUCUGUCAGAAGGCCAUGGAGGCUGUGAUUGGCUGGUUCGCCGAGCCCAUAUAUGGAAGUGGAGACUACCCCGAGUCGCUGAAGGCCUCGCACCGCGGCGUAAUCCCAGAGUUCAGUGCGCAGGAGCGGCUCUGGAUGAAGGGCACCGCAGACUUCUUCUCUCUGGCCUUCGGGCGGGAGACCCAGAGGGUGGGCCAAGGAUUGGCCCGGUUCGGGCAGACAGUGAAGCUGGAUCUGAGGAGCGUUCUGGUCUGGGUCCAGCAGACGUACGGUGAUCCGCAGGUGCUGGUGGCAGAGAGCGGAUGGUUCUCUGACGCUUCUGUCGGAGUCGAGGACACUGUGGCCAUUUAUCUGAUGAAGAGGUUCAUCAUGCAAGUGCAUCUGCGUCCGUUCUCGCCUCAGUUCACCGAUCCGCAGCUAUACCGCUGGAACGUCUCGGGCGACGGCGCUCUCACACGCGUGACGGAAGUCCUGCUCCACACGCAGCCGGCGCAGUGCACGGACUUCCUGUUCAUCCAGAAGCACCUCUUCCUGCUGGGGGUCACGGGGUCGUCACACUACCGCUUCGCUCUGGACUGGAUGCAGCUCGCGCCCGGCGGAGACCCGGAGAAGGUUCGGUUCUACCGGUGUGUGUUGAUGGAGCUCCAGCGCAGAGGAAUCCGGCCGGUCGUGACGCUGUAUCACCCCAGCUACCGCUCGCCCUCGCUGGGUUUGCCUGAACCGCUGCACGCUAAUGGCGGAUGGAGAAACGCUAGCGCCGUGGAGGCGUUCGUCAGCUAUGCCGUGUUUUGCUAUCGUGAAUUUGGGGCCUUGGUGUCGACGUGGAUCACCAUUAACGAGCCAAACCGGUUAAAUGAGGCGUAUGCCGAGGAAUGGCAAACAGUGACACGUCACUUGCAAUUAGCGCACGCGAAGGCGUGGCACAUUUACGAUGCGCAGUUUCGACGGAAACAGGGCGGGGCUGUUAGUUUGGCUCUCCAUGCGGAUUGGGUUGAACCAGCCAAUCCGUUUUUAGAAUCUCACAAAUCCGCCCAGCAACAGUUUUUGGAAUUCGAACUGGGUCGUUUUCUCGACCCUCUGAUUGGUGGAGGGAACGAGGGGCGUGGCAACACCUCCGACGAUGAGAGGGCGGAGCUUAAAGGGGCGCUGGAUUUCGUCGCUCUUAAUCACUUCACGACGCGUUUGGUGUUGCCAUGGAAACAACCGACGCCGCUGAACCAGGAGCACGGCUGCGCGCUGAUGACGGAUGCCACUUGGAAGGUGUCGCACCUGGGACAGGCUCUCGUGCCCUGGGGCCUCCGCAGGAUGCUGGGAUGGGUGAGGAAUCGCUAUGGCGACCGCCUCCCCAUCAUCAUCACGGCAACAGGGGUGGACGAUCAGGCGGUUCAUGAUGACCAGCUGAGACAGAGCUAUAUCAGGAGCUACCUGCAGGAGGCGCUGAAAGGUGAGCGGAGUCUGAAUAUUAGGGUUUUAGGACCCUAUUUUAAUGAUCUAAUGGUCUAA